CUUCCUGUGUCAGUGGAGGUGGGAACAGGGAAGUCAAACUUGCUGGAGCCUGCUGUGGGGUUGUGUCUGCAGGGACGGGCACAGUUGCUUCGAGACAUCCCUGUCUGCCUCCCCUCGUCCUGUCCGGACUGGCGGCGACCGGCCACAGCUGCAGCGAGCCCGGGACGUGGGGCCUGGAUUUUUUGUGGCACUUUAAAUAUGAGCCCCACACAGUGGGACUUCCCUGUGGAAUUAUGUUGUCGGCCUAUGGCUUUUGUUACUCUUACGGGCCUGGAUGUAGUUUAUAAUGCUGUCCAUCGAGCUGUCUGGGAUGCUUUCUGUGCCAAUCGGAGAGCUGACCGGGUACCAAUUUCUUUCAAAGUGCUCCCAGGCGACCAUGAGUAUCCCAAAUGUAGACCCAAGAGAACUUCGUAUGAGUGGUACAUUCCUAAAGGGAUCUUAAAAACUGGUUGGAUGAAUAAGCAUCUGAAUCUGGUGCCAGCCCUAGUGGUUGUGUUCUAUGAACUGGACUGGGAUGAACCUCAAUGGAAAGAAAAGCAGUCUGAGUGCGCCACCAGAGUGGAAAUAGUCAGGCAAAGUUUACAAGGAAGAAACACAAAAGUUGCAGUGGUUCUAAUUCAGAAGAAAACCCCAUUGCCCCCAGGAGAAGAUGUCAUUGCUUCAGAAAGGGCUGCAGCUUUAUGCAAUGCAUGUGAGCUCUCAGGAAAGUCUUUGUUUGUACUGCCACACACCGACCACCUGGUGGGUUAUAUUAUAAGAUUAGAAAAUGCCUUUUAUGAACAUGCACAGACUUAUUACUACACUGAGAUCAGAAGAGUGAAAUCUCAUAAAGAAUUUUUGAAUAAAACAACACACCAGCUUUUAUUUGUUAGACAUCAGUUCAAAAUAGCUUUCUUCAGUGAGUUGAAACAAGAUACACAAAAUGCUCUGAAGAAUUAUAGGACCGCCUAUAAUCUUGUACAUGAAUUGAGAGCCCAUGAAACUAAUAUUCUGGAAAUUAAGACUAUGGCAGGAUUUAUAAACUACAAGAUCUGUAGGCUGUGUUUUCAACACAACACUCCAUUGGAUGCAAUUGCUCAGUUCCGAAAACACAUUGACUUGUGUAAGAAAAAAAUUGGAAGUGCGGAGUUGUCCUUUGAGCAUGCUGCAUGGAUGUCUAAACAAUUCCAGGCCUUUGGAGAUUUAUUUGAUGAAGCUAUUAAGUUAGGGUUAACAGCUAUUCAAACGCAGAAUCCUGGUUUCUAUUACCAGCAGGCUGCGUACUAUGCCCAGGAGCGGAAACAGCUUGCAAAAACCCUCUGUAACCAUGAAGCUUCUGUAAUGUAUCCCAAUCCUGAUCCCUUAGAAACACAAACAGGCGUUCUUGACUUUUAUGGACAAAGAUCAUGGCGACAAGGAAUACUAAGUUUUGAUCUUUCUGAUCCUGAAAAAGAGAAGGUAGGAAUUCUUGCCAUUCAGCUGAAGGAGAGAAAUGUUGUUCACUCUGAAAUAAUAAUAACUCUUCUGAGCAAUGCUGUUGCACAAUUCAAGAAGUAUAAGUGUCCAAGAAUGAAAAGCCAUCUAAUGGUUCAAAUGGGAGAGGAAUAUUAUUAUGCAAAGGAUUAUACCAAAGCUUUGAAGUUGCUGGAUUAUGUGAUGUGUGAUUACCGGAGUGAAGGAUGGUGGACUCUACUCACGUCUAUAUUGACUACAGCUCUGAAGUGUUCUUACCUCAUGGCCCAGUUAAAAGAUUACAUUACUUAUUCCCUAGAACUCCUUGGAAGAGCUUCAACUCUGAAAGAUGACCAGAAAUCUCGGAUAGAAAAGAACCUCAUAAAUGUCUUAAUGAAUGAAAGUCCUGAUCCAGAACCUGACUGUGAUAUCUUAGCUGUGAAAACUGCUCAGAAGCUGUGGGCGGACCGAGUUUCUCUGGCUGGCAGCAAUAUUUUCACAAUAGGAGUACAGGAUUUUGUGCCAUUUGUACAAUGCAAAGCCAAGUUUCACGCCCCAAGCUUUCAUGUCGAUGUUCCUGUUCAGUUUGAUAUUUAUCUGAAGGCUGAUUGUCCACAUCCUAUUAGGUUUUCCAAGCUCUGUGUGAGCUUUAAUAAUCAGGAAUACAACCAGUUCUGUGUAAUAGAAGAAGCAUCCAAAGCAAGUGAAGUUUUAGAAAAUUUGACUCAAGGAAAGAUGUGCUUAGUUCCUGGUAAAACAAGAAAAUUGUCAUUUAAAUUUGUUGCAAAAACUGAAGAUGUGGGAAAGAAAAUUGAGAUUACUUCAGUGGAUCUUGCCCUGGGCAAUGAGACGGGGAGAUGUGUGGUUUUAAAUUGGCAGGGAGGAGGAGGAGAUGCUGCUUCCUCCCAAGAAGCUUUACAGGCAGCUCGAUCCUUCAAAAGACGACCUAAGCUCCCCGACAAUGAGGUUCACUGGGACAGCAUCAUCAUUCAGGCAAGCACAAUGAUCAUUUCCAGAGUUCCAAACAUUUCUGUACAUCUGCGACAUGAGCCUCCUGCCCUGACUAACGAAAUGUAUUGUUUGGUUGUGACUGUUCAAUCCCACGAAAAGACCCAAAUCAGAGACGUGAAGCUCACUGCUGGUUUAAAACCAGGACAGGAUGCCAAUUUAACUCAGAAAACUCAAGUGACUCUUCAUGGAACAGAACUGUGCGAUGAGUCCUACCCGGCUUUACUCACUGACAUUCCUGUCGGAGACUUACGACCAGGGGAACAGCUGGAAAAAAUGUUAUAUGUUCGCUGUGGAACAGUGGGUUCAAGAAUGUUUCUCGUGUAUGUUUCUUACCUGAUCAAUACAACUGUUGAAGAAAAAGAAAUUGUUUGCAAGUGUCACAAGGUAUUUUUUUAUAACUAA
Propithecus coquereli (Coquerel's sifaka) is the source of this 2844-nucleotide messenger RNA. RefSeq names its product trafficking protein particle complex 11 (gene TRAPPC11). The transcript has 23 exons. The record is from RefSeq and is a predicted model, not a curated record. The coding region runs from base 199 to 2844 and encodes 881 amino acids. NCBI's taxonomy places the organism in Eukaryota, Metazoa, Chordata, Mammalia, Primates, Indriidae.